UUUUUUUUUUUUUUUUUUUUUUUUGUUUUUUUUUUAUCCUUUCAAAAGAUUUCCUAAUGGAUUAUGACGAUUUUGCUUUUCCGCCACUGGGUUCUCUCUGGAAUUUCUAGCGUUUUGAAUAGUGAACUUCCUUCUUAGAUCGGUUUAUGUUUUCAGAGUCCACUACUGAAAACGAGAAGUACAAACGUUUUUCGGAUUGUUUAUCGGGAAGAUAACCUUUCUCAAUCGCCGAUUCUUCUAAUCGGAUUCACUAUAAAAUGGUUCGGUUGGAUUUAGAUGAUUUCCGGACCAUAUUGGAUACAGCCGGUGUCGAUGUUUGGACCUUCAUCGAUACAGCUAUGGAGGUUGCUUCAUUGGAUUACGGCAAUCAAUUGAAGAAUCGGAGAGACGGAAUCGUUGAGAGGCUCUAUGCGUUGACUUCGCCUCCUACUCGAUGUCGGAAUUGCGAUACGGAUCGCUAUAACGACGGCCGUUCUAAUGGCUGUGAAAUCAAACAGAGCCCCGUUGAGGCCAAGGAAGCUUCCCCUUCGACGCCGCAGUUCGUUGUAGUCGAAGGAGACGACGAGGGAGUAGACCCGUAUGGAGGUUUGUUUGAUGAUGAACAGAAGAAGGUUUUAGAAAUAAAGGAGCAGCUUGAAAUUCCUCACCAGCCUGAAGAUGCCUUGGUUGAACUGCUUCAAAACUUGGCAGACAUGGAUAUAACAUUCCAAGCUCUUAAGGAAACUGAUAUUGGAAGGCAUGUGAACCGGUUGAGGAAGCAUUCAUCUAAUGAUGUUCGCAGAUUGGUGAAACAUCUUGUCAGAAAAUGGAAGGAGAUUGUGGAUGAAUGGGUCAGGUUGAAUCAGCCUGGGGAGCAGACAGCUACACUCAUAGCUGAUAGUGACUCACCCCAGCAAAAGGUGCCUCAAAAUGGUUAUCACCAGGUUCCUGAUUUUGCAUACUCUCCGAAUCCACACAAUGGAGGUUCUGGGUCAGAUAGAAAUAACGUAGAACCCGAACCGAAGGGAAAGUCCGUUCCAAGAAGAGAUGCCCCACCAAAACCAGCACAACCGGCUCCAAUGUCGUCAUAUACUCCUCAAAAUAGACAGAAAGAACAACAGAAGGAAGCAAAUUUUGAUUCCCAAAAGCUUGCAUCAGCUAGAAAAAGGCUUCAAGAAAAUUACAAAGAAGCUGAAAAUGCUAAAAAGCAAAGAACAAUCCAAGUAAUGGACAUUCAUGAGAUCCCAAAGCCAAAAAAUACCUUCUUCUCAAAGAACAAAGGCACCGGCGGUGGCUCUCAAGGCAGACAUUGGUGAUAUUUGGCAAUGCAGCAAAGCAACAUCUUCAAAAUUAGGUCUCGGUAUCGUCGAAACUGGAAUCGGUUUAUCAUCCUUUCUAUUUGUUACCUUUUUGAUCAUUAAAAUUUAAACUCCUCUAUCAAGCUUAAAGAGAAUCAAAAACUACUUUUCGCGUAAAUUUUCUCCUAAUAAGCAAUGCUAAUGCUCUGAUAUAUUGUUUAUUUAGAAUCCCCAAGUCUUAAAAUCUCAUUGGUGUAAUUGGAUCAACUUCAAAUAUAAAACUCAAAUAGGAGGAAGGCCUUGUUCUUA
This is a messenger RNA of Cucurbita pepo subsp. pepo (vegetable marrow), 1586 nucleotides long. Its product is annotated as putative mediator of RNA polymerase II transcription subunit 26c. Gene Ontology annotation, cellular component: nucleus. The record is from RefSeq and is a predicted model, not a curated record. Lineage: Eukaryota; Viridiplantae; Streptophyta; Magnoliopsida; Cucurbitales; Cucurbitaceae.